AAGGGAGACCCGAGAGUGGGUGAGGACGGGAGAGAAUGAGGGAGAAGAGUGCCCACGGUGGGAGAGGAUGGGGAGAAUGAAGGAAGAGAGGGAAGGAGGCAGGAGUAGAGAAGGGGGGAAAACGCGGGAGAGAAGGAGAGACUGAGGAAGAGGGCAGUGAGAUAGAAGGGAGAGGAAGACAGAGGAGGGAAGAGAGUAAGGGAGAGGGGAAAGGAAGAGAGAAGUGAUGGAAGUAGAGAUGGGUGAGGAUGACAAGAAAAGAGGGGUGAGGAAGGAAGGCGUGAAAAGGGAAAGGGAAGAAGAAAGGAAGGAAGAAGAGGGGAAAGAGAAGGAAAGGGGGGAGGAGGAAGGGAAGAAAAAAAAGGAAGGAGGAGGGCCCAUUGUCUGGCUGGAGAUGAGGGAGAGGGAGCCAGAGCUGGGUGGGUUGGCACUGGGGAGAGAGUGCUGAGCUGGGGAAGAGGGAUGCUGGCCAAAGUGGCCUGCUAGCCCCAGGCUGGCCAGCGCUGGGCUUGUGCCAGGCUGGAGUUGGACAGCAGGUGGAGAGGCUGCUGGCAGGGGCUGGAAGGGCCUGGCCGGGAGGGAGGAUAGAAAGGGGCCGAGAUGGGAGUGCAGGGGAGGGGGUGGGGGGUGACUGUCCCAGGCUCGGUCCCCAGGCAGCACCUAGGCCCGGCUCUGAGGGUGGCACAGCAGGGGAUACCCCCCCUUCCCUCUUCUCUCUUCCAGCCCGGUGCAGCCGGCUGCCUUUCAGAACCCGCUGGCAGCAGCCUUGGCGGUUUCGAGCUGGAGCCUGUCCGAGGGCCUGGGCAGAGGGCCAGAGAUUAGAUCUAGUAGCCAGAGAGGUGGCUGGUGGAUAAGGCGGAGGGCUGCUCCCUCUGGCUGAAGAUGUUUCCCCAGAACAGGCCGCCUUUGACCCACCUCCAAGCCCCCCCAGUGGCCUCGGCGGCGGCCGUGCUCGUGACCACCAAUGCUUCGGCCACUACUCCUCAGACCCUGAAACUCACCUACCCAGAGACCUUGGAUCGGAUCAAGGAAGAGUUCCAGUUCCUCCAGAGUCAGUACCACAGCUUGAAGGUGGAGUGCGAGAAGCUGGCGUCCGAGAAGACUGAGAUUCACAGGCACUAUGUCAUGUACUACGAGAUGUCCUACGGCCUCAACAUCGAAAUGCACAAACAGACAGAGAUCGCCAAACGGCUGAACGUGAUCUGUGCUCAGCUCAUCCCCUUCCUCUCCCAGGAGCACCAGCAGCAGGUGGUCCAGGCAGUGGAGAGAGCCAAGCAGGUGACCAUGGCGGAGCUGAACGCUGCCAUCGGGCACCAGCUGCAGGCCCAGCACCUGCCCCACUCGGCGCCCCCCAUCCCGCUGACCCCCCACCCCUCGGGCCUGGCCAGCCUGGGCAGUGCUUCAGGGCUCCUGGCACUAACAGGGGCCCUGGCGGCCCCGGCCCAGGCCGGCCCCAAGGAUGAUCGAGGCUUGCAGGACCUGGAGCACCGAGACAGAGACCCAGGCCCAAGCUCCCUGGCCCUCCCCAGCGCCGAGCGGGUGCGGACCAUCUCCGAGUACCUGAGCAGCAGCAAGAAGAGGCGGGCCGAAGAAAAGGACUUUCUCACGGACUACGGCAGUGACGCCGACAAGAGCGAGGACAACCUGGUGGUCGACGAGGAUCCUCAGUCCCCCCAUAGUGUUCACUCCUACUCUUCGAGGGAAAAUGGGUUGGACAAGACUCCCUUGCCUCGGAAGGAGGCCGUCCCUGGCAGCCCGCCGUCUGUGUCCUCGUCCCGGAGCGCCUCCCCCGCUCGGAGCAAGGACCUGACUCCGGUGGAGAAGGCCGGGACCCCAGGCUUGAAGUCCAGCACGCCCACGUCCCAGGGAGACGGGCUGGGGCCCGGAGGUGGCGGCGGCAGCAGCGGAGGCAGCAUUGGGCCGCAGCCCUUCCGGCCUGGGCUGGGCAAGGCGGCCGUGGACUCUCUGGCCCUGGGCCUCAGGAGCCCCCUGGCUGUGGCUGGCUCCUACACGGGCCCCUUCGGGAUGGGAAUGGUGCACUCGGCCGUGAAUGGAGACCUGGCCACCCCCGGGGCCUACACGGGGCUCCAUCUGGCAUCUUCACAACUCAACGGGGCCAGCGGCAUGGGAGGGACAUCUGGCUACGGCCGCCCAGCCCUGGUCAGCUACGAUCCUCACUCCCACAUGCGGGUCUCCAGUCUCUCUGCUAACCUGCCCGGCGGCACCUCAGGGAAACCGGCGUACUCCUUCCACGUGUCUGCUGACGGGCAGAUGCAGCCGGUGCCCUUCCCUUCCGACGCCCUCCUGGGCACGGGCAUCCCCAGGCACGCCCGGCAGCUGCACACCCUCACCCACGGCGAGGUCGUCUGCGCCGUCACCAUCAGCAACUCCACCCAGCACGUCUACACGGGGGGCAAGGGCUGCGUGAAGGUCUGGGACGUGGCGCAGCCGGGCACCAAGACCCCCGUGGCCCAGCUGGACUGCCUGAACCGGGACAACUACAUUCGCUCCUGCAAACUGCUGCCGGACGGACGGAGCCUGAUCGUGGGCGGGGAGGCCAGCACCCUGUCCAUCUGGGACCUGGCCGCCCCCACCCCCCGCAUCAAGGCCGAGCUCACCUCCUCGGCGCCCGCCUGCUACGCCCUGGCCAUCAGCCCCGACGCCAAGGUCUGCUUCUCCUGCUGCAGCGACGGCAACAUCGUGGUGUGGGACCUGCAGAACCAGGCCAUGGUCAGGCAGUUCCAAGGCCACACGGACGGGGCCAGCUGCAUUGACAUCUCUAAUGAUGGGGCCCGGCUGUGGACGGGGGGCCUGGACAACACCGUGCGCUGUUGGGACCUCCGUGAGGGCCGGCAGCUGCAGCAGCACGACUUUAGCUCCCAGAUCUUCUCCUUGGGCCACUGCCCCACGGGUGACUGGCUGGCCGUGGGCAUGGAGAGCAGCACCGUGGAGAUCCUGCACGUCAGCAAGCCGGACAAGUACCAGCUGCACCUGCAUGAGAGCUGCGUCCUCUCCCUCAAGUUCGCCUCGUGUGGGAGGUGGUUUGUGAGCACCGGCAAGGACAACCUGCUCAAUGCCUGGAGGACCCCGUACGGAGCCAGCAUCUUCCAGUCAAAAGAGUCCUCCUCGGUCCUGAGUUGUGACAUCUCCACGGACGACCAGUUCAUCGUCACCGGCUCGGGGGAUAAGAAGGCCACGGUCUAUGAAGUCAUCUACUGAGGAGGGGCCCCCGCGGCCAGCCAGCGACGUCCCAAAGAAUCCCGGCCGGGGAGCCCCGCCCCCGCACGGGCCCUCGCGACAUUUCGUGUGGUCUUCGGUGUUUAUUUUUCUACUUCACGGGUUCUGUUUUUGGCGGGAGGGUUUGUAGGCCCCCAGCUUUAGGUUGUAUUUAAUAAAAUGCCAGAGGCAC
Messenger RNA from Antechinus flavipes (yellow-footed antechinus), 3409 nucleotides. RefSeq names its product transducin-like enhancer protein 1. The record is from RefSeq and is a predicted model, not a curated record. The transcript has 20 exons. Gene Ontology annotation, biological process: regulation of DNA-templated transcription; negative regulation of canonical Wnt signaling pathway. Gene Ontology annotation, cellular component: nucleus; transcription regulator complex. Gene Ontology annotation, molecular function: protein binding; transcription corepressor activity. Lineage: Eukaryota; Metazoa; Chordata; Mammalia; Dasyuromorphia; Dasyuridae. The coding region runs from base 883 to 3219 and encodes 778 amino acids.